AAGAUGGCGGCUGUCGGCAAGGAGAGACGUCGCUAAGGAGCUUGCCUGAAGCGAGGGGAUUCUACCAUUUUCAGAUAACACUUUGGAAAGAACAAAUCUACCUCAAUAAAUGAAGGAGAAUAAGGAAAAUUCAAGCCCCUCAGUAACUUCCGCAAACCUGGACCACACGAAACCAUGCUGGUACUGGGAUAAGAAGGACUUGGCACACACACCCUCACAGCUCGAAGGACUCGACCCUGCCACUGAGGCCCGCUACCGCCGGGAGGGGGCACGCUUCAUCUUUGACGUGGGCACGCGUUUGGGGCUACACUAUGAUACCCUGGCAACUGGAAUAAUUUAUUUUCAUCGCUUCUACAUGUUUCAUUCCUUCAAGCAAUUCCCAAGAUAUGUGACAGGAGCCUGUUGUCUCUUUCUCGCUGGGAAAGUAGAAGAAACACCAAAAAAAUGUAAAGAUAUCAUCAAAACCGCCCGCAGUCUGUUAAAUGAUGUGCAGUUUGGCCAGUUUGGAGACGACCCAAAGGAAGAAGUGAUGGUCCUGGAGAGGAUUCUGCUGCAGACCAUCAAGUUUGAUCUGCAGGUGGAGCAUCCGUACCAGUUUCUCCUCAGAUAUGCAAAGCAGCUCAAAGGUGAUAAAAAUAAAAUUCAGAAGUUGGUUCAAAUGGCAUGGACAUUUGUAAACGACAGUCUGUGCACCACCUUGUCGCUGCAGUGGGAGCCUGAGAUCAUCGCGGUCGCGGUCAUGUACCUGGCAGGACGCCUGUGCAAGUUUGAGAUUCAGGAGUGGACUGCCAAGCCCAUGUACAGGAGGUGGUGGGAGCAGUUCGUUCAGGACGUCCCUGUUGACGUUCUGGAAGACAUCUGCCACCAGAUCCUGGACCUGUACUCGCAAGGAAAGCAGCAGAUGCCUCACCACACCCCCCACCAGCUGCAGCAGCCCCCGUCUCUCCAGCCCUCACCUCAAGUGCCACAAGUGCCACAGCCACCGCCCCCCCAGGGUCCCGACCCGCCCCCGCCCCAGCAGAAGGAUGGCCAGCCACCCGCCCAGCAACAGCAGCAGCAGGCUGCCCAGCCGCCGAAGAAGCCAUCUCCGCAGCCCAGUCCACCCAGACAGCUCAAACGGGCCGUGGUAGUGUCUCCCAAAGAAGAGAGCAAAGCAGCAGAACCACCACCACCCAAAAUCCCCAAACUCGAGACCACCCACCCACCACUGCCUCCGGCCCAUCCCCCUCCAGACCGGAAACCUCCCCUCGCAGCCACACUGGGUGAGGCCGAGCCGCAAGGCCCCGUGGACACCAGCGACCUCCCCAAAGUCCAGAUCCCCCCUGGAGAUGGGGACGAGUAUUUGGAAGUCAUGUCCGUUUACAUCAAUACGCAUACGGGGACCAACAGCAGCCUCAAGGAUGCCGGUGCCCCCCUGGAGACCACUCUGCUGGGAGAUGCCUGGGACUGGUCCCUCGGUGUCCCCGGGGCUCCAGCCCCCCGAGCAGUGCACAGAUGUCCACAGGGGACGGGUCCUGAGCCGGGCUGCCACCGGCGCCCAGGACAGUGGAGGUGGCUGGUCAGCGGCUACUCAGAUGAAGCCACCGACGCAGUGGCUCGGGUGCCAGCGGCCGUCUGGCCGCCUGGUCGGAGAAGAACAGGACCUGGGGGUGGGCCCUGGGCGGGGCUUCAGGCUGUGGGAGGGGCCUCCAGCAGUGGUGGCCCUGCAGUCAUUGUCCUGGGCCAUGUCAGCGGAUCCAGCAUGUAG
Messenger RNA from Elephantulus edwardii (Cape elephant shrew), 1747 nucleotides. RefSeq names its product cyclin K (gene CCNK). The record is from RefSeq and is a predicted model, not a curated record. NCBI's taxonomy places the organism in Eukaryota, Metazoa, Chordata, Mammalia, Macroscelidea, Macroscelididae. Gene Ontology annotation, cellular component: cyclin/CDK positive transcription elongation factor complex; nucleus. Gene Ontology annotation, molecular function: cyclin-dependent protein serine/threonine kinase activator activity. Gene Ontology annotation, biological process: positive regulation of DNA-templated transcription, elongation; regulation of transcription by RNA polymerase II. Bases 110 to 1747 code for a protein of 545 amino acids. The transcript has 15 exons.